Messenger RNA from Caenorhabditis remanei, 918 nucleotides. RefSeq lists its product as uncharacterized. The coding region runs from base 1 to 918 and encodes 305 amino acids. Lineage: Eukaryota; Metazoa; Nematoda; Chromadorea; Rhabditida; Rhabditidae. The record is from RefSeq and is a predicted model, not a curated record. The transcript has 6 exons.
AUGAAGUGGAUAUUGCUAUUACUCUGUUGUUUUGGCUUCGUGACGACGAAGCCACGUCAAAAGUUUGAAAUCGUUCCACAGCAAAAUGUGGAAGGAGUGGAUGGAUUAUUGAGCUUGGAAAGUUUAAACUCUCAUAACUUGCACCACCAUAUCGGACAAAUCGACGAUUCUUCGACUAAGGGAAUGGAGUUCCUAGCUAAAUACGGAUUAAUCGAAAAUACUCGCACAUGUGGCUAUUGUCCCACUCCAAUGUCCCUCGUCAGAGACACAGCUUUGAAAUCCGAUUUCUACGUUUGGCGCUGCGCCGGAUGCAAGAAAGAUCAAUCAACAAAAAAAUUAACAGUCAAAGCUGGAUCUUUCUUUGAAGGAUUACAUUUGUCGGUUCAACAAGUAUUAUAUGCUGCUGCUGACUGGCUCGAAAAUCCUUCAAAACCGGUACUGGACGCUUCGAGAGAUUUGAAAAUGGAUAAAAACACGAUAGUAAAACUACAAGAAUGGUUUCGUCAGAUGACGAAACAAUGGUUUUACAGAGAAGGAAGUCGUGACCCGAACAUGAAACUGGGAGGCCGAAAUAAAAUUGUUGAAAUUGACGAGACACUCAUGUACCGCGCCAAGUACAACAGAGGCAAAAUGCUUACGAGACGACAGGUGUGGGUAUUUGGGAUGAUCGAACGAGGCACUUCGAAAGUUAUCAUGUUCCGCGUCCCAAAACGUGACAGCGCAACACUUCUCCCCAUCAUUCAUAAAUAUGUGCUCCCAGGGACUACUAUUGUGUCAGACGGCUGGAGAGCAUAUGGAGGGAUUGGAAGAAUGCAGUCCGGCUACCAUCAUCUAUUCGUCAAUCAUAAAACUAUUUCGUGGAUCCAACCGACAGAAGCGUUCACACUCAAACCAUCGAGGCCACUUGGGGUGUUUUGA